This is a messenger RNA of Mizuhopecten yessoensis (Yesso scallop), 3510 nucleotides long. Its product is annotated as origin recognition complex subunit 3-like. The coding region runs from base 72 to 2183 and encodes 703 amino acids. Gene Ontology annotation, molecular function: DNA replication origin binding. Gene Ontology annotation, biological process: DNA replication; DNA replication initiation. NCBI's taxonomy places the organism in Eukaryota, Metazoa, Mollusca, Bivalvia, Pectinida, Pectinidae. Gene Ontology annotation, cellular component: DNA replication preinitiation complex; nuclear pre-replicative complex; nuclear origin of replication recognition complex. The record is from RefSeq and is a predicted model, not a curated record. The transcript is spliced from 20 exons.
UCAAAACAACAAACUCCCGCGAAAUUUUGCCGAACACAUGUGAUUGAAUCAAGGUAGAAAGUUGUUCGACUAUGGAGACAGGUUCGUCGGUGUCGAAGGGAGUCUUUGCAUACAAGGGAAAGAAGAAGUCGGUGAAUCCAGAAAAAUAUUUCCCAAAAAGUGAGACUGUCAACACUUGGAAGAGAAGACUUGAAACUUACCAAAGUUUAUGGGAAAGUGUUGAUACAGAGAUACAGAUACUACAGUCAGAUUUGAACACGAAGAUAUUUGAUGACCUUUUGAAGUUCACGAAGACAUGCCACUCCAGAUUUACCUUAUCCAGUCAGACAGGGGACUCUCGUACCAAGGAAAUCCCUACAGCAGCUCUUGUUACAGGCGUAAACACACCGGACCAUGGCGUGAUGUUUGCCACCCUUGUUACUUUGCUUCAGGAGAGAGUUUCCCCCCUUGUUGCCAUUCUUCAAUCCAAAGAUUGCAACAAUGUCAAAAACACACUCUCCAAACUUUUGGGACAGAUCCUGAAGAACCCUCAGCUGUUUGAAGAUGACGAGGAUUCUCCAGAAGUGAAUCAGAAAAAUCUACCAAUCAGCUUGGCCACAUUAGCGGAUUGGUACGAUGAUAAAUAUACUUUGAACCAUUCCAGUCCUAAGAAACGGAAAUCCGAGGAAGGUGAUUUGGUGGACAUUCAGAUCCUCCCACCUGUCAUCAUGGUGUUUGAAGAUCUUGAGAGCUUUCAGCCGAGAGUCUUACAGGAAUUCAUAACCAUCUGCAGUAACUACCUGAGCCAGCUGCCCAUUGUUUUCGUGUUCGGCAUCGCCACAUCUGUGUCAGCAGUUCAUCGCCUCCUGCCAAACGCUGUGUCGUCCACGCUGUGCAUGGAGAAGUUCCAGGCUCCACCAUCGACAGAAUAUCUUACCCUGCUCAUCAAUCAGAUUUUGAUGACGAAGCACUGCCCGUUCAAGCUAGGCUCCAGAGUGUUCAAACUUCUGCUGGACAUAUUCCUUUAUCAUGAUUUUUCCGUUCUCAAUUUUAUAAAAGGAUUACAGUUCUCCAUGAUGGAUCACUUCCUGUCAAACCCAAUGAGCCAGCUGUGCUGCCCCCUGGAGGAGCUUCCCAACCAGACAAAGAGGAUGAACAGUGAUGAGCUGGAACUCAUCCGUCAGCUUCCAUCCUUUAUGAGAUACGUGGAGAGUUGUUCGCUGGAGAGACAAGCAGAGUUGUUGACGGAUGACGCAGAAACCAAGAUAGAGGUACUGAAGCUGGUGACAGAAAUACACACCUAUCGCGAGGAAUUCUACCCCAUACUGAGGUGUCUCCACACUCUGGUGUCCAAGCUUCCUAAACAGCCUCUUGGUAAACAGCUUCGAGAAGUGUAUGCUACAGUUCUGGGUUGGAAUAUGGAGGAGAAUGAGGACUACCAGAUCUCAUUAGACUUACUGAAAUUCAUGUCAAAAGAUGAGCUGAUAGGUCUGUUAAGAGGGUGUGGGAGUUGUCUUGGUAACGACCUUCCCUCCAGUCUCAAGGACAUCCCUGUGUCUAUAAACUCACUACUGGACAGAUUUGACACACUCCACGAACAAGUUGAAGAAGAUGAAGAGGAAACAACAGACAGUCCUGUGAUCCAGAAAACAGAUCUUCACAGUUUGAAAAAGAGGCUACAGGAGUUGGAGAAGAAGAAAAAGAAAUUAUCCCCUUACGAAAAGUUAAGAACUGAAUGUGUGGAUUAUUUUGAUUCUCUAUUCAGAAAGUAUCUGGUGAGUCCCAAGGCUUUACCACUGCACGAACUACUGUACUACGACUCUGCUAGCACAGUGAGGAGUCACCUGACCGCCUCGCCGAGGGCCGCGGUACAGCUGGCUCUCGGAAGCUCCCAUACUUACCUUCGCAACCAGACUGAGAGUGAUAACUCCGGAACCAUCAGUCCCGACAUUCCCGACGUAUGCAUCGUGUACAAACUACAUAUGGAAUGUAGCCAGCUCAUCAACCUUUACGACUGGCUCCAGGCAUUUAUCACAGUGAAGACUUCAAAUGAUGAAGAAAACGACGAUCAAGUCAAGAAUCCAGAUCAGGUUUUACAAGCUCGAUUCAUCAGGGCUGUGUCGGAGCUCCAAUUCCUUGGCUUUGUCAAACCCACCAAGCGGAAGACUGACCACGUAGCCAGACUUACAUGGGGAGGUUGUUGAUGACAAAUGAAGGAUUUACAACGUGGAGAAAUAUCGGAACAAUAAUUGUCUUCUAUUUUUUUGCUGACAAACACAGAUUGACUGAAUACAUCAAAAAGGCUGUGCUGUCACCCUUCAGUGUCAUGGAAUCUUGACUAAAAACCUAGGAUCUAGAAUCAAUAUAACUUCUAGAGUAUUGAGGAUGUUUAUUGUAUUGCUGUUUUGAAAUAAUGGUUUUCAUUGACAAAUCUGUAGCCAGAUGGCAACAGUUAGUGCUUCAAAAAUAUUAUUGAAUAUGUCUACAUGUACAAACCAUGGAUCGUUUUGUAAAAACUUUUACUUCCGACCUUUUCUUGAAUGUAUUUUGUAAGGAUGCCAAAAACUGUAACCAUGCAUUUGACAAAAUUUUUUCUGAGAAAAAUCAUGUAGAACCUUUAUGACAAAAUAAUACCGAAAAAGUAAUUAAAAAUAAAUAAAUCAACGACAGUGUACCAAAUAAAAUUGCAAAGGUCCAGACCCGGAUUUGAACCCUGGACCUCCAAUCAUUAUACUAUCGCUCUAAUCAGCUGAGCUAACUUGUCGACCGUAGUACCCUGGCCGAGUCUACGCAGGCUGAAAUUUUCUUGAUUUUGAUCCAAAAUUAGAAAAUUUAAUUUACACGGAUCAUAAUUACAACAAGUAAGUGUAUUUUGUUAUACAAAUCUUCAAGAAAACCUUAAGAUGUGUGAUAGAAUCUAUUUUCAAACAUUUUUGUAAUAUUCUUCAUGUAUAUAAAUUAUUACAACUCCAUGGAUACUCGCUGUUUUCUGACAAUAUUUAGGUUAUUAUGUUUAUUGUGGCACUUUUUUCACGCUUGUCAUAUUAAUCUACGGACGGUAUUUUCGCGCUCUCAUUAUUGACCUGCAAAAUUGCGAAAAUAUCAUAUCCGCAGAAAUAUAUCCUGCUGUACAGUAGACAAAACAGAUUUGAAUGGAGGGUACUGUAUUUACUUAAAGCUGCAGCGAGAUUUUUGGAAUACUUUGCCUACAAUGGAAAACAUAUCCUCACGUUAUCAGGAAUCUACAAUGUUUGAACUAAAUCUAGUGACACAGAGGGAAUUGGUGUAGAUACAGUCACGUAAACUGAUUAACAAUUUUCGUCAGAUUUUCUUGCGUUUUUUUCUGAAAUUUUUCUCUUGAAAAGACAUGUUGGAUGCAUACGUUACAAUUUGUUUCACUUUAUCUAUGUGGUUUUGGUAUUAAAAAAUUACUCAAAUAUAACAGCCAAAACUAGAUACCUAUUCCGUCUUUGCGUAUUGCAGAGUUAUCUUCUCUUGUGAGCAGGUAUUGAUUGUUACGUCAUUGGUUUG